Molecule: messenger RNA, 1485 nt
Organism: Didymodactylos carnosus
Lineage: Eukaryota; Metazoa; Rotifera; Eurotatoria; Philodinida; Philodinidae
Source: the annotation of a GenBank genome assembly
AUGAAACUUUCAUGUUCAAAAAGGUAUCAACAUUCAAUCACAAUGGCCUUAAAGCGUAUCAAUAAAGAAUUACAAGAACUUGAAAAAGAUCCACCAGCAAAUUGUUCAGCUGGACCAGUUAACGACGAUAUGUUUCAUUGGCAAGCAACAAUAAUGGGGCCGGGUGAAUCUCCAUUUCAAGGUGGUGUUUUCUUUUUAUCAAUUCACUUUCCAGCUGAUUAUCCGUUUAAACCACCCAAAAUAACGUUUACAACAAAAAUCUAUCAUCCAAAUAUAAACUCAAACGGUGCAAUAUGUUUGGAUAUCCUACGAUCUCAAUGGUCUCCAGUUAAAGACGAUAUGUUUCAUUGGCAAGCAACAAUAAUGGGGCCGGGUGAAUCUCCAUUUCAAGGUGGCGUUUUCUUUUUAUCAAUUCACUUUCCAGCUGAUUAUCCGUUUAAACCACCCAAAAUAACGUUUACAACAAAAAUCUAUCAUCCAAAUGUAAACUCAAACGGUGUAAUAUGUUUGGAUAUCCUACGAUCUCAAUGGUCUCCAGAACAAAAGUCACCAUCAAUAAUGAUCACCUUAAUAUCUCAUUUAACCGAUUACUUUGAAACAUUAAAACAAUCCAAAACAACUGAUCCAAGCGGUGUUAAUUUUUCAUUUGUACUUGAUUUUGAAAAACAUUAUGAUCGUUUAGAUACAUUGAAUUAUUCAAUGUUACGAGAUUUAAAAACAUUUAUGAUGGAAAGAUGGCAUAAUUCAUUUUUCUAUGCUAUAGCCUAUUUAUUUCUCAUUUAUACUGGUCAUAUCUAUAUGAAAACACGACCACGUUUUGAAUUACGUCCUGCUUUGGCUUCAUGGAAUAUCUUGUUAGCAUUAUUUUCUAUACUUGGUGCAAUUCGUGUUAUACCAGAAUUAGUUUAUGUUUUAUACAAAUAUGGUUUCACCUAUUCAAUAUGUAAUAAUUCUAAUGCUUUUGGUGUUACGGGAUUUUGGACAUGGGCUUUUUGUUUUGCAAAAUUACCCGAGCUACUAGACACAGUAUUUAUUGUUCUGAGAAAACAACCACUCAUAUUUCUACAUUAUUAUCAUCAUGCCACUGUUCUUAUAUAUUGUUGGUAUUCAUAUCACGAUUUAACGGCCAGUGGAAGAUGGUUUUGUUCAAUGAAUAGUCUUGUACAUGCUAUAAUGUACACAUAUUAUGCAUUAAGAGCAUUAAGGUUUAAAAUUCCACGUCAUGUAUCAAUGUUAAUUACAUUAUUACAGUUGUCACAAAUGAUUGUUGGAUGUUAUAUUAAUUUGAAAAUAUGGGAUAUUAAAAACAAUGGUGAAACAUGUCAAGUCAGUGAUGAUAAUCUAAAAUAUUCAAUGGUUAUGUAUGCCACUUACUUCUUGUUAUUUGCGCACUUUUUUGCUGGUGCCUAUAUUAAACCGUCAUCAUCAACAAAAAAAGGAAAACAAUUGGAAAACAAUGAAAAUGACAAGAUAAAAUCAGAAUAA